Suillus subalutaceus is the source of this 594-nucleotide messenger RNA. RefSeq lists its product as uncharacterized. The transcript has 3 exons. The coding region runs from base 1 to 594 and encodes 197 amino acids. The record is from RefSeq and is a predicted model, not a curated record. NCBI's taxonomy places the organism in Eukaryota, Fungi, Basidiomycota, Agaricomycetes, Boletales, Suillaceae.
AUGUAUGGAAGCAACCCAUUCGCAGCGCAAGAUGGAUGGAACGCAGGAAACGGUCAGUCCACCUGGGAUACCACCGUGCCCCCGCCGUCCAUCUUCGGCGCCCUCCCCUACCCCUCUGUAUCCUCAGUGCUUCCGGGCGCGAUCACAUUCAAGUUCACGUCCUUGAGCCCUACGAUUUUGAACUGCAAGGUGAUCGGACCGCGCAACGAGACGUAUUUCCGUGUCGUAACAGACGGGGGCCACACCAUGCUGAAGGAUGCACAAAGCUCGAACAUUGCGCUGCUGGAGUGGCGGGACCGCCCCACGGUCGAGGUGCGUGGUCUGGUCGCAAAACAGCCCAUGGGCCAGUGGCUUAGACUCUCAACGGACAGGAGUCAUCGAUUCAUGGUCCACAACGGUGUUGGCUACUCCUGGAGACCCCAUGAUAGAUUUCUGCAGCUAUCUAUUCCGGGCUCAUAUGACAUACUCGCUCGAGUAUCGAAGACAUACGAUGUUGUGACACUCGAAUUGACACCCCAUGCGAUCCAGCUUGGGCUAUUGGAGCUUGGCGUGCUAGCGACAAUUCUAUUGCAGUGCGGGAAUAGUAUCGACUGA